AUGUCGUCAGAAGAGCCGGUGGCAGCGGCCAAACAGGAUGAAAUGAAAGAAAUCAAGGAUAAAGAACCCAAGAAUCCGAACACUUCGUUCAUCCACAAACUGUAUGCGAUGUUGGAAGACCAUAACCUCGAUCACCUUAUAUGGUGGCAUGCCAACCAGUCAUCCUUUUAUGUGCUUCCUUCCGAAGAAUUUACAAGGGUAUUAAGCAAUUAUUUCAAGCAUGCAAAUAUCGCUUCGUUUAUACGGCAGCUGAACAUGUACGGUUUUCAUAAAGUGAACGACAACUUUAACAACGAGACGCUAACAACUACGCCACCUCCCUCGGAUCAGACGGGCUCUAGAAAAGGCUCUAACUCGUCGAACAACUCGUCAUAUGUCUGGGAAUUCAAACACUCAUCUGGAUGGUUCAGACAAGGAAAUACCGAGGGCCUAACACAGAUCAAGCGACGCUCAUUCAAAAAUGUCAGCUCGCAAAAGGAGGUUCACAGUUUGAAACUUCCGCAGACGGAGGGGAUGAAGGACGCCCAAAACUACGUGCCCUAUAGGUAUCAUCCAAGUAGCCCGGGUGAUCUCAACGACGUAACGAUGCAAGAGGAAAUGGACAUGAAAGCUAGACUUACCAACUCUUAUGUGCAACAGCAGAUGAGUACGACGAUGCCACCCAAGGAGACAAACUAUUUAGAACUCACCGGUCAGUAUCACGAUUUACUUAGAGCUUACGACGCUUUGACAUAUCGCUAUGAGAUUGUGAAAGAAGACCUUACAAAGACAAACUAUGAUUGUGUUUCGCUUCUGGAUGUUCUAAAGGACGUCGUUGGAUUGAUACCCAAAGAACCGGCUAACGAAAUGAUGACUACAAAAUUACUGUCGGAGCUCGAGAAAUUCAAAACCAACGUUCUUCAGCGGUGCGCCGCGCGAGACAUGGCUUUCAAACAAGUAACAAAUGGCCUUGGACAUUAUGGCGAGAGCGGAUCGAUCUUUUCGGACAGUCAUGGAUCUCUUGCUGUUCCAAUACACACCCCUCAUACGUCUCUGUCUCAUAUACCCCAGCCUCCACCCCGCAACUCAUCCGCCACGUCGUCCUUCCAUCCUUACGACCAGAGUCAACUGCCUUACAAGGACAUCAGAUACAGCGGAUCCUCCAACAGGCCCAGAAACGUAUCUGUAUUUGAUCCAUUGCAACCUGCAACACCUUCGGUGAUCAACACAGGUCCACCUCCACCUCCACCGGGCGAGCAAUCGCCAGCAAUCUUGAGUCAAAUGCAUGAGACCGACAUGUCACACCAAUCUGCGCAGCAACCAAUGCGUCGCAACUCCCCAGCAGUCAUGCCCUUUUUGGGUUCUCCCGGCCCUGUCCGGCGGUCUUCUCCCGGUCCAGGAAACCCGCCUCCACCACUGAUAAUGCAAACGCUCUCUGGAGUUCCUGGAGAAAAUGCUAAGACGAGGUCGUCGUCUGCCAACUCGCUGUCAUAUCUUCAAAAUACUGCUCCAGCCCCUACUGGCUCACCAACAAACAACCUGAAAAGGGCAGGAUCGAUGCCAUCACAGCCGGUGACGGAGGAGAAACGAUCAAGUCAAACAUACUCACUGACCAAUCCGCCAAGAUCGAUACCUUCUCAGCUUAACCAACGGACAGUUCAUGAACAUCAGCAACAGCAGACAGCACAGCAAAGCAGAACGAACUCGUCGAGUUCAGCGAGCGCUACAUCUGUCCCUCCUCUUCAGAAUACGCCGUCAACUACCGUGUAUUCACUCUUGAAUCCUCCAAAAGGACGCACAGAAGAGCCCAAGAGAGAAUCCGACGUAACGGAAGAAAAUGUCAAGAGGAUCCGCAGUCAAUAA
This is a messenger RNA of Ogataea angusta, 1842 nucleotides long. RefSeq lists its product as uncharacterized. The record is from RefSeq and is a predicted model, not a curated record. Gene Ontology annotation, biological process: regulation of DNA-templated transcription. The transcript has a single exon. NCBI's taxonomy places the organism in Eukaryota, Fungi, Ascomycota, Pichiomycetes, Pichiales, Pichiaceae. Bases 1 to 1842 code for a protein of 613 amino acids. Gene Ontology annotation, molecular function: sequence-specific DNA binding; DNA-binding transcription factor activity.